Molecule: messenger RNA, 450 nt
Organism: Aspergillus melleus
Lineage: Eukaryota; Fungi; Ascomycota; Eurotiomycetes; Eurotiales; Aspergillaceae
Exons: 1
Coding region: 1-450 (149 amino acids)
Source: RefSeq, a predicted model, not a curated record
AUGUCUUUUGGAUGGAGCGCCGGAGACAUCGCCAGCGCCGUCAAACUUAUUGUCUCUAUAGUCUCCUGCCUUCGCAGCACCAGCGGUGCUCGGGAGCAGUUCCAGGAACUUGAGUCCGAGCUGGUCGGCCUUCAGCGUGCGCUUAUACAAAUCGACCUUCUGGCAAACUCAGCCACGCCUCCCCAUGAGGUCCAAGCGCUCAAAUUCAUAUCUCUCAGUUGUUGCGAAACGCUCCAGCGCUUUCACACGAAGAUUAAACCCUUCGAGGACAGCCUUGGCACACAGAGUCAAAUGUCAAAAUUGAAAGCAGCACCAAGGAUGGUAAGGUGGGAGUUGCUUGUGAAAAAAGACCUGCCGGAGCUCAGGCAAUACUUGAUGGCGCACGUAGGCUAUAUCAACCUGGAAUUGAGUACUGCUUCGUUGUGCGUCCUUAAGAAUAUUCAAAUCUAG